Molecule: messenger RNA, 2255 nt
Organism: Musa acuminata subsp. malaccensis (wild Malaysian banana)
Lineage: Eukaryota; Viridiplantae; Streptophyta; Magnoliopsida; Zingiberales; Musaceae
Source: RefSeq, a predicted model, not a curated record
CCUCUGAUUCCCCCGAGGGGAGGAGACCGACGCUUGUCAUCAUUAAAGUUCGGGCCUUUUCCGCUCCUGUCGAAUCCCUCUCGCCACCGCAAGCAGCCCUUUUCCGAGCCCUAAUUUCCGCCAGAAAUCACUUGGGUCAGUUUUCUAGAUGCCAAAAGCUGCUUGUGAAUGGUCAAGUUAAUUCUUUUAUCGUGCUGGUGCUCGAGGUGCUCAAAUAGCUUUGCAAAUAUUUGGGUGACAGAUUCUCCCUGCUGCGCAAGUGAAAUUUUACUUGGUGUUACGUGAAGUUAGGAGGAGUAGCUAUUCUUUUAAGCGUGGAAAGCAAAGUGUUGCACCUUAUGUACAAGGUCACAGGCAAAUGAACAACUUCAUGGUUUGAGGAUCUGAGAAAUCAUCCUGUGUUAGAAACGCCAGUAGCUGUACUUUUGAUUUGGAUGGCCCUGCAAGUGUAUUGUAGGUCAACAAUUUAGGAUGUUACUCAGGUGCUUUUAUCAACAUGUGCAGACAUCAAUGAUUUGUAAUUAGUUCCUGUCAAGAAUCAAGCAGCUACUCUGUGUUGCUUCCAUCAGAUUUCACAUAAAUACAUGAGAUGGGUGCUCUUUGUUGUGUACCUGUUGGGCCACAUGGACCGAAAUCUAAUACAUCUGGAAGAGAUUGUUCCAUUGAUCCAAGUGAACCUCACUGGCGGACCAAUUCAAGCUACUCACCCCAUUUGUCAAGGAGAUGGGACUGCAGUUCUCAGUCGGAUGAAUUAUCUAAUAGAGUUCAUGAAGUUCCUAUUAGUGGAUCUUCAAUGUCUUUGCAUAGUAAUGUCAGACAUAUUGGGAGCAGUGACCUAAAUCAUCACCAUUCUGUGUCUGAUGGGGCACUAUCUUAUUCAGAGAGCCCAUCUGACUAUCUCCAGGCACGUCGAUGGACACCAUGUGUGCACAGAUAUGAUCUUGGGGAGUUCUCUACACCUGCAGGAGGUGCAAGGCCUGAAGCUUCUGUCUUUUCCAGGGGCAGUGAGGGAGGUUUCUCUGCUGGGAACAGUAUCGGUUCUCCAUUUUCACCAUUAGAAUCUAGUAGAUGGGCAUCCACCAGCAAGCAGCCAGCCUUCUUUCCCCGACACCUUCCCAGCAGGCGUUCAUUCAUGUCAAAACCCAUUUAUCCACUCAUGUUUCAGAAUCCUGUUUCGGAGGCUGAUGCUUCUGGGAUGGCUGAAGCAAGUACCAGUGGUUCGAGAAUGCCACGUGAAGAUAGUGGGGCUUCGCCCAUGUGGACUGAGAGAAUUUUGAGUUCUGAGCUUAAGUUCCAGAGGGCCCUAACCGACCUUCGAAAGAUGGAGGCUUCACCAGACCUCAGCAUGAGUUCGAGGAGGGAAGGAUUUAGAUGGAGUAAUGCAAGCAGCUAUGAUUUUAGGUUUGAUGGAGACAAUGUUGAUAUCGCAGACACCAUCAACGUCGAGAACCACAGAUGCCCUAGUACCUCAAGAUACCAAAAAUGUGAACUGUGCAAGAGGUCACUGUACCAGAAGUCUCCGUGGAGUUCUAACCGGAUUGUUAGAAGCACCGAUAUGCCAGUUGCUGGCAUACUACCAUGCCACCAUGUUUUCCAUGCAGAUUGUUUGGAGGAGACCACUCCAAAGAGUCAAAUUCACGACCCUCCAUGCCCAGUAUGUCUGAAAGCUGUUGGAAAAGAACAAUCUACAUCCAUCUCGGAACCGCUUCAUGUGGCUUUGAGGUCUGCUUGCAGCAGUCAGGGUGCAGGAGCGUCCACCGGUGCAGGUACUAGUGGCCACUCUAUCUCACAUCAGAUCGAGAAUGACUUGAGACGAAGCAGCUCUCUUGCGACCUCACAAAGGAGAGGUUCAUUGUCGAGGAAUCACAGCAAGAAGCGAUUUUCCUUCAAAGGUAAGAUAGGAAUGGAUCUCCUGGGGGCCAAAAUGUUCAGGACUGGUCAUUGACAACAGCAACCAAUUCUAGACUGCAUAGAUCAUUGAGUUGCAGGUCAGUGUUCCUAUCUCCAUUUUGUGGGUUUGUGGUUGAUGUCCAUGUACAUUAUUACGAACAUAGAAAUCUUGGGAGUCCAAAUUUGAGGGCAUGCCACACACAGUUAAAUGACCAGUGUCACCCUUUCGCUCUGCUGCCACAGCUAUGGACUGUUCAUGUGCUUCCACCUGAAACAUCACUGCUGUGUAUGCUUUCUGUUGUAUCAGGAACUUAAUAACUGCAUGAACAAAGAAGAAUUAGAUGACUCGAUCUAUCAUUCGGCAA